CCUGCUCGUUUUUUUGCUAUGGUAGUGCCUUUCACCGUUUAUUAUCACCCUCAAAUCGCACGAAAUUGAGCCCAAUUUCUUAACUAUUUUUCCAAAAACAUAAUGUCUUUCACUAAUAGUAGUUUUAGAGCUGCAUURGCUGCCUCAAAGAUUUUGAGUCGGCCAUUAUUUGGUCGUAAUUUAGCURCAAUGCAAGCCGGGCUGAGCACCACAACRGCAAGGGAUGCCAUUAACAACGUCACGGUUUUUGGCGGAGGGUUGAUGGGAGCAGGAAUUGCACAGGUUGCUGCUGUCACCAACCAUCAAGUUACAAUAGUUGACCAAACUAAUGCAAUCCUCAACAAAACUCUUCAAAGUAUUGAGAGAAGUCUGGGGAGAGUCAGCAAGAAAAAGUUCAAAGAUAAUCCAGAGGCUGGUAAGCAGUUUGUCUCUGAUUCCAUUAAUCGAAUCACRAUAUCUCUGGACGCAGCAGAGUCUGUUACCAAUGCUGACUUGGUCAUUGAAGCCAUCAUUGAGAACAUGAAAGUCAAACACAAACUGUUCAAAACACUGGAUGAUGCUGCACCAAGCCAUACAAUCUUUGCAUCUAACACAUCAUCACUGCCCAUUGGUGAGAUAGCUGAGGUAACCAACAGACGAGACAAGUUUGGCGGACUUCACUUCUUCAAUCCUGUUCCAAUGAUGAAGCUUGUUGAGGUUGUUAAGACACCAGAGCUAUCUAACGAAGCAUUUGAGGCAAUGUUUGAGUUCAGUAAGAAAUUGGGAAAGAUUCCUGUCACUUGCAAGGUUGGGAAGAAAAAUACCCAGACGUGCAGAUUUUCAAAACUCCUGAAAUUUUAAAAGAUUUGGUGGCAAGGCAUAAGCUGGGCCGAAAAAGCGGUGAAGGUUUCUAUAAAUAUGAAAAAGAAUAGUAAUCAUAAAAACUAAAAAUCAGAAGGAAAUGAAACGUGUAACAACCUUUCUCAUUCUUGUGCUGCCAACCUCAUUCCCAGGUCACCUCAUGUCGUUGCUGAAAUGCAUCAUGGGAUUGAGGAAGGUGAUUAAUGUGCCAUGCUAUUGUUCUUCGUAAGUGUUUCUCGUGUAUCAAGCUGUUUUACGAACAAAAACCAUUACUUAUUUCCAAGACAAGUCUUUUAAAAUAUUCAAAACAUACUUUAGUGUUUAGCCAUUCUAUUUUAAUGCUUUUCAAAGCAUUUUUGACAACCUACAAAGUUAAUUUUGAAAAGAAACUUUGUUCCUUACAUCGGCCUUAAAAUACUUUCAUCAAUACCAUCAUGCACUUCGUCAAAAAAUGACGCCAUAAGAGGAAAGGACCAAAGAUACACUUUAGAUAGAAUGCAUGGUUGUUAAUAUUCUUGUUACACGUUUCAUUCGCCUUUUGUGACAGAAAAUUGUAACAUUUACUAAUUUGGUUCAAAGAACAAAGCUUGUUUCCACUACUUAUUUACCUAUAACUAUA
Exaiptasia diaphana is the source of this 1459-nucleotide messenger RNA. RefSeq names its product hydroxyacyl-coenzyme A dehydrogenase, mitochondrial. Gene Ontology annotation, molecular function: NAD+ binding; (3S)-3-hydroxyacyl-CoA dehydrogenase (NAD+) activity. Lineage: Eukaryota; Metazoa; Cnidaria; Anthozoa; Actiniaria; Aiptasiidae. Gene Ontology annotation, cellular component: mitochondrion. The record is from RefSeq and is a predicted model, not a curated record. Gene Ontology annotation, biological process: fatty acid beta-oxidation.